Molecule: messenger RNA, 2685 nt
Organism: Aplysia californica (California sea hare)
Lineage: Eukaryota; Metazoa; Mollusca; Gastropoda; Aplysiida; Aplysiidae
Biological process (GO): G protein-coupled receptor signaling pathway
Cellular component (GO): membrane
Molecular function (GO): G protein-coupled peptide receptor activity
Source: RefSeq, a predicted model, not a curated record
GGCGCACAGACUCAUUUAAAACUCAUCCCCUUCUACCUGCAAUGGAGCUUUCUAACGUCACCGCCAACUCAACCUUCUACUACGACCGGCUAGCCGAUGUCCAGUCCAAAUUCCCGGAGGUUCGCUAUCUGUGGCGUAUAAACUUCAUCGUAACCAUCGCCGUAGCUUCUGUCAUCCUCCUUGUCGGGACCAUCGGAAACGUGAUCACCUACGCGGUCUUGUCGCAGAAGGCAUUCGCCAGAAACCACAUGUCGUUGAUGCUGCGUUUUCUCAGCGUCAUGGACCUGGUCAUCCUGUGGACCGUGCUCCUGAGGUACUACGUUCGGGCUAUCAGUAGCUUCGACUUAAGGACCAUUUCCUUCACAGUGUGCAGAAUCCACCACAUCUAUGCGCUCACGUGCAACUCUGUCAACAACUGGAUGCUCAUCAUGAUCACCGUCAUGCGCUACGUGGCCAUCCGCUUCCCGUUCUUCUCAAGGCGCGUCUGCACGCCCGCCGCCGCCUACUUCGGCCUGUUUGUCAUCCUGGUCGGGUGUAUCGGCGGCUUCAGCAUCUUCUUCACCUUGUUCGUAAGAUAGAAGGACCUCCGCAGAUUUGCUGAAGACACUGGGAGAACGAGAGACUAAAACUUCUCUCAGCGAUAUCGAGGAAGAGGAUGAGGCAGACUUCACCUCAGGUCUGCGCAAUGGAACUGUUGUAGACUCAGACCAGAGAAAGAAAAUGACACAAUCGCCCCGAAUUUUUCCUCGAUUCAUCAACAACAACUGUCACCUAGUGAACGCACAGACAGACAACGACGACAAGUCUUGUUCUCGCCUUGACUUAACUGACCAUCCGAAUGAUACAAGGCUCCAGUCUUCAGCUGUGACUGGUCCCUACCUCGAACAAACACUGGCGUCUCUUCCAAACAAAGAACCUUUUACCUCCAAGAGUUCUGAUUUACACCGAAGGACCGAAAUUGAAUUGGCCGUCCGUUCACCCUCCCGCAAAAAGAUAUGGUCAACCGUUCCGCCCUCGAAAAGUACAUGUAUGUCCUUCAGGGGAAGCCAACGAGGUGGUCAUACUUACUUGAUGGAAACGACAAACGAGUUAGUCUACAUAAUUACAGAUGAAAAUAGUGUUGGUACUUCACCAUUAAUAUCUGAAACGUCAGAAUUCUCAAUAACCGUUAAGUACCCAAGGUAUGUCUCCCAGUCUGACCCCGAGAAGAGUGAUGACGUAAUUGAGUCCCAGAAUUCUGUUUUUCCAAAUUGUUUUGUUGACGAUUCUAUAAAUACACUGGCUGAAGACAAAAUUAUCUCAGCUAGUGACAACAACAAAACUACUGAAACGUUUCCUAUAUCUCCUAAUUACUUUGUACAGUACACGACAAGUGCACAUGUAGUUUUGGAUGCGAAUACCAGAAUACAGGACGAGUCAGUGAGGGGUGACCCAGGAAUGGAAGAGGAAGGCAGACACAGCUCACAUCUAACGUCGUGCAAGCCGAUAGACUUGGACACCCUGAGUGGCAUAAACAUAUCCCAGACUCAUGGUGAUCCAGCAUCGUGUCGAUGCCAUGUAUCAGCUUCUUUAGUAAAUAAAGACACAAGUGUCGAGGGCAUAGAAACAACUAAAAACAAACUGUCCUCUUCGGAUACAUCUCGAGUUACAGAAAAAAAAACAGGUAGUAUAUCACAACGAAGAAAUCGUCGGGGAUACAAAGAAUUUGCUUUCACUUUCAACAGAAAGUACAAAUCGGCCAAAGAGAAGAGCAAGCACAUUCAGGGUGACAUCGACUCUCUAUUGCCAGAACUGGCAGGUUUAGACAUCAGCCAGAACGCCAAAACCACGCCAAAAAGUGGUGAACAAACAGUCGAUGGAUCUGGAUUACUACAGACGAAAAAAUGUGGUAUCCUGAAAAAUUCAGGUCGUCAGCAAACGAAAAAGGAAGCGAAAAUCAACUUUGAUGGUAAUCUGUCCUCAACAUCAGUUGUCUCUUCGAAAUUGAAGUUAAGCUUCCUCUCUCACGACUCCAUUUCCAGCUUAUCGAUGUAUGAGGAAGAAUACAGAGCUCGGCGAAACUCCAUACCUCGAACAAUGCCUCUGUCAACGUUCAGGCCACCUCGGAAGUCCAUCGUCGUCGAUGUCCGCCAAAUGCUCAAACCAGAAGACCCAAAGUCUCAGACCAAUACGCAGUCUCUGACGGGCCUGAUCGUGCUGACCAGCAUCCUGUUCGUGGUGCUCAACGUGCCGUACUGCGUCUGGUACCUCACCUCCUCCUUCUUGUUCACCAAGGAUGAGAUAGGCAGGGCUAAGAACCACCUCGUUAACACCUUCGUCAUCCUGCUCAAGUACACCAACAUUGCUGCGAAUUUCCUGAUUUACAGCGCUUUCGGGACCCGGUUUCGUUUAGAGCUACGAAAACUGUUCCAGAAAUGUUGCAGGAGGGCGAAACGAAAAAAUAGACUGUAGUACUGAAGCGCCGAUAUUCCUUUGUCUACAUCAUAAUUAUAACAUUUGCGGUUGCCAGAUGCUUGUGUUUCGCUAACUGCUCCAUGGUUCUAUAAGACAUGAUCACCGAUAUCUCUGAUGAUAACAGGAUCGACUGCGGCAGGAACAACCCUGAUUAGGGUCUCCAACUAUCUCUGUUCUUGAACAUCAUCAUAAUCAUCAUCAUCAUCAUCAUCAUCAUCAUCAUCAUCAUCA